Messenger RNA from Trypanosoma cruzi, 2268 nucleotides. RefSeq lists its product as uncharacterized. NCBI's taxonomy places the organism in Eukaryota, Euglenozoa, Kinetoplastea, Trypanosomatida, Trypanosomatidae. Gene Ontology annotation, molecular function: guanyl-nucleotide exchange factor activity. The coding region runs from base 1 to 2268 and encodes 755 amino acids. Gene Ontology annotation, cellular component: recycling endosome. The record is from RefSeq and is a predicted model, not a curated record. The transcript has a single exon.
AUGAAACAUCGAUUCCAUGAGAAUUGUAGUGUUGCCACUGGUGUCCUCCCAUCUCUUCUGCCCACUUGCUACACGACAUCGUCGCUGACACCGAAAUGGGUGACGGCCAUUGGCGUUGUGUCGUUUGAUUUGGAGCUUGGUCAGAUCUUGACGCACUUGUUUCCCCCGCUGCCGCUGUCGAUCCGACAAGAGACGGACUUGGCGUUUCUGUGCUUUCCAGACACAAACCAUACCGAGUAUGGUCACUCUUUGCACCACUUCAUAUUCCCCCUAAACAAAAAAGACUGUGACAACAUGCGAAGAACGGUUUUCCGUAUGCCACUUUCGACUGCGUUGAGUUCAGCUUCAAGAGAGAUGCCUCAGCCUUCCGUGUUGCACUGCAAAUUGUGUGAUGAAGAGUAUUUUUGCUCGUCUAUUUAUCUACAGCAACGAGACAUAAACAAUGAGCGUGGCACUCAACAAAAGGCUCUCGUUUUUAUUUCUCUCUAUGGGUUUCCCAAAAUAUUUGAAACAAUCCUUGAGAUGGUAUAUGGUCUUGUUUUGGACUCUUGUAAUGUGGCGGAAAAACUAGAGACUUUGUACAACGACAUUUGCUCUUGGCCUGCUCCGCUACCGACAAAGCUGUAUACGGGACUGCAUCUGUUGGGGAAGCCAAUUCAAAGUUUUAGGACACCAUACUAUACAAGAGAUCAAAUUGGUUUUCGUUGGCGCGAAGAUGGUCUUGGUCGAGAGGAAAAAUGUUUUUUGGCGCGGAUUCGUUUGUUAGAAGCCCUGGAAAAACCGUGUCCCGACCCCCCAACUAUUCAGCGUUGUCUGGCAAGUUGUGUGCUUGGUCCGUCAGCCAUCGAGGGUAUGGGCGAAUAUAUUGAGAAACAGUUGAGGCUUCCAUUAGACGUGCGUGCAUGGCGACCGUCCGAUGUCUUAGCAGUGAUUUUUGCCGUUCGUAUGCGCAAGUACGAAGAGGUGGAUGUCACGGCAUUUCCUGAGGGGAUUUUGGAUGAGGAUUCUGAAAACAUCAUGAAUGAUGAUGUGAGGCAUCUUGCGCGCCACUUUCCUCGCUUUUGUCAGGUAACACCCCAGGUUGCGGCCGUUCAGAAUCAGGAGCUUGGCUACUGCAGGCGGCUUGCAAAGCGUCUCCUUUUUGAACACAGGGAUUUUAUAGUGAAUGUUGAUGAAAGUGAUGCCCCGGCCAUGUUUUCUGAGUUUGAUGUCCAAGGAAUUCUCUUGCCACACCUGAAUCGUCUCUGGAAGUUGUGGGAAAUUCUUGUUACAGGCGAACCUCUGUGUAUCGUGGGUAGCAACUUGAGCCGCGUCUCAGCCGCUGGUUUCUGUUUGUAUUCCCUUUUGGCGCCACUUUCUUUGAGCGUUGUUCUUCGGCCGUAUUUGACGAUCAAUAACUCUGAAGUGGAUGGUCUUUUGCCCCGCGCGGGGCCUUUUUCGCCCGUACUUCUCGGCGCCACAAACCCGUUUUUUUUGCGUCACUGGAGCAGCUCGCCUCAUGUUCUUUGUCUGGGUGCCACGGGGAGUUACGAGCUUCAGACCCACAAAACGCUGCCACAUUCGAGUUUAAAGAAAAGCAAUUGUCAAUUUGACGUGAAAACAAACAUGUUUACAUCGAAACACUUUCUGGUACGAUCAGAAAAGCAUUUAUGGGACGAAUGCACGACGAACUACUUCUCCGUUGGGGUUUUGAAUUUACCGAUUGCGGCCAGAUCUGUCGCUGGUGCGACGUUAAACAUGGACCACAAUGAAUCGGUUCGAAAAACAUUUUUAAAAACCACAAAACAGUUUUUGUUGCCUCUGGAACGGGCUGUGGAAGUUGAAUUUGAGAAGAGUAUUCCCCUUUUCUUUUAUGGAGACUACGUUCCAUCCAGAGUUCAGAUUUUUAGCCUGUUGGAGCGCAGCAGCGAUUGCGACCUCCCGCUACAUAUUUUUAAGGGGCGUCGCGGCAUGCUCAAGGUCUAUUGGAGGUUUAUGAAUACAUCAACGUACAGCUGCUGGCUUCGACAGAGAGUUUUCUCCUUGAAGCGUGCUCUGCUGCUACGUUCAAAUUCAUUUGAAAAUGUCCUCCUCUUGGAGCCAGACACAUGCAGGCGUUAUGAGGUUUUUAUGAGCUUGCAAUACAUGCUGGACGCCGAAUUAAAGCGACCUCUUCUCGAUGUUUUGCUUUUAAAAAAACUGCUCUAUUUAACGAAGAGUUUUGCGAUUAUUCGCACUUGCCUAACUUCUGAUAACAAUGAUGAUGAAGGUGCCAGUUGUGGUUUUUAG